UCUACAGUCGACUGCGAGGUACCAAGCCAAGCAACUCCGAUCUUUGACCAGCAUUUACAGCCACUGCAACUCCAACAACAACCCAGCAGCAUCAUCAUGAAGUGCGCAUCGAUCAUCUGUGCCGUUGUGGUCGUCCUGUCGGCCACCCUCGCCAACAACGUGGCUCAGGCGACCCCCGCCGACGAAGCUGCCGCUGCUGCCAGUGCGGCCAUUGCCGAGCACCCCGCGCUCAACACACUCCUCGACGAGCUGCCGGAAGAGACCCACCAUGCAGCCCUCGAGAACUAUCGGGCCAAGCGGGCGACCUGCGAUCUGGCCAGUGGCUUCGGAGUCGGCAGCAGCCUCUGCGCCGCCCACUGCCUGGCCCGCCGCUACCGAGGCGGCUACUGCAACUCGAAGGCCGUUUGCGUUUGCCGCAACUAACAUGGGAACCGCUCUGUGACGGAAGGAUCCACCACCAGCAUCAGUAUACCGUCUUCCAGUGUAACGAGAGCAAAAUUGAAUGGUUGUUAAAAUUUAUGAAGCAAAUAAAUGAAUUAUAAAAGCA
Messenger RNA from Anopheles cruzii, 547 nucleotides. Its product is annotated as defensin. Bases 97 to 423 code for a protein of 108 amino acids. The record is from RefSeq and is a predicted model, not a curated record. Lineage: Eukaryota; Metazoa; Arthropoda; Insecta; Diptera; Culicidae. Gene Ontology annotation, biological process: humoral immune response; defense response to bacterium. The transcript is spliced from 2 exons.